Molecule: messenger RNA, 2133 nt
Organism: Closterium sp. NIES-65
Lineage: Eukaryota; Viridiplantae; Streptophyta; Zygnematophyceae; Desmidiales; Closteriaceae
Source: the annotation of a GenBank genome assembly
AUGAGGGAAAUUGCGACUAUGAAGAACGAUGUGAUGUUCCUGGACGCGAGCUUCACCGUCAUAUCCAAUUUUGUGGGAUUGAGGCGCGAGGAGGUGGUGUCCGCUGCAACCCAACUACUGAUGCAAGGCAACCCCGUAAGAUCCGGCGCGAAAGCAGAGGCAGGUGGCACCAAGAAUGCCCCACACACUCCACAGCGUCCAUCCGGGCGCAAGAGGCUUGUUGACAGCAGUUCAGAGGAGGAUGUCAUACGCAAUGCCACCCGUGUUGCGCUGGCCUCCUCGUUCGUUGCAUGUGAUCUGACAGCGCGCUUGCUGCAAAACCCGCAGCUGUCGGGAGGGACCAUACCUCACUGGAUGUUCACCCGCGGGAGACCGCUGCUCGGGGUGAUGGUGCCGGUUGGAGCUGAUGCGUGGGGAGAUACGAGCGGCCACGAGACGGUGAAGGCAGAAGAAGAGGAGGAUCUCGUGUCAUACACGGAGGACGAAGAGGAUGGUGACGACACGUGUGCAACGAAGUACACAGGAGUGAAGUUGGAGAAAGCAUCAGGCAAGUUCGGUGUGAAGAUCCUGAUCAAAGAAGGAGGAAAGCGUAGGCAACAGCGGCUGGGUGCAUACACAUUGGAGGAGGAGGCGGCGUAUGCGUACGCCGCAGGUGCGUUCGUCCUGAGGCCACGAGACAAGAUACCCAACACGGUCAGUCUGUCAGCCGCAGAGAAGGCGAUGCUGCGUGGAUGCACCAAGGAAGAUAUGCAGCUCCUGGUGGAAGCGCCGAAGUGGUGGAGGUGGCGGAGCUGGCGGGAGGUGCGGGAGGGCGUGAACUGGAAGGUGAAACGAGGGAGGAAGCGAGUGGUUGCCACGCGCACGUCAAAGAGGCAGAGGGUGGUGGAUAGAAACAAGGCGGCCAACAAACCAGACGAUCCUGACAAUGCUGAGAGUGGGGGAACGGCCCCUGUGCACAAUGAUGACGGCACUGGUGUAGAGAGUGCUUCAUCGUCCGAGCGCAAUGAAGAGGAUGGCGAGGCAGAAUCAGACACAUCGGCCUCAGCCUCACCCGAAGAAUCCGGCGAACCUGCCACUGGAGGGAAGACGGCCGACAAUGGGUGUGCGAGAACCGCUUCACCCAAAGCAGACGGGCGUGAAAGUCGGGGCGCGGGGGAGACGGAUGUGUAUCGGGGCGAAGGCCGAGGACAUGUGGACGGGCAUGUGGACCGCGCAUGCGGGACCCCAGUGGACACCGACGGCCAUGACGUGCGCAUCUCGAGCCGGGUUCUAGAGCAACUCAUCCGGGCUCAGGACAGGAGCGCCAAGGAGAACGCGCGGUUGGAGGUGUUGUUUUUGAAUGCAAUGGCGGAGCGUUCUGGUGGAUCUCGUAAGCAUAAGGCUCGGAAGCAAAGAGACCCGGAGCAGGGGUGCAUGAACCUGAAGCGUAAGCGUGGCGAGACAUGGAGCGGCGGGUCGGACGAUGACGGAGAGGAGGACGAGGAAGAUACGCAUGGUUCUGGUGGUCGUCAUAUGCGUACUGCAAAGUCUCCUAUUCUGCAACGCGCGUUGGCGCAUCUGCCGACAGACAACACGUGGAAGCGGGUGUGCGAGCUGGCCAGAGUUCACUUGUUUCUCAACAGGCCCAUGUCGUCGAUGACCUUCUACCUGAGCAGCGACGAUAAGACUCACGGAGUGUGCACGGUGCUAGACCGCUUGCCUCACAGCUUCGCCUGUUUGGCGUUGGCGGCUGACAAGUCGCGACGGGCGGAUCUCAACAAGACACUGUGGGCGCACGACAGGGAUGGCAUGCCGUUUGCCUCCCGGGCGUUCGCGACAUGUGCGAAGGCUGCCUUCAAGCCGAAGAAGGCAGGGCUGGUGAUGACCCUUAAGGUCUCCGACUGCGUCCUCUACUGGGAGGCGCGGAAAGGCCGGCUCUCCAACUCGGCGGGCGGGAACGCCCACGUGGUGGAUGAGCUCAAGGUCCUGGUCAAGGAGGCCGUGGAGAGGGCGAUCCGUAUCGGCAACCCCGAGUAUGACGGCGGAGCGCGAAGCGUGGAUUUGGGGGCGCCAUGGCCUGCGCAUCUCUGCGUGCGGCCUGGAGCACAUGAAGCCCGCGGCCGCCACCGAGCUGCUAGGCAUCGUAGGGGAUGA